CUCACCACAGGCAGUAAACACUGUGCAGGCUUGGAUGUGGUCAUCAUCCGUUAUUUUAGAUUGUUAGGCCCGAUCCGUGCAGGAAGCUGCGGUGUGUAGCAAGACCAGCGGGCAGAGAGAGGGACCAGACCGGGCCGGUACCGUGAAUUCAGUCCGGAGCGGAGGACACAUUGAUCCCCGCUGCACUGAUAACUCAACUCAGAUCACGCUUCAGUGUCACCAUGCACUCCUGGACCACAUUUGCCACUCUGCUGUGUCUGCUGGCAGGGGCCAUGACAGCCGUUCAGACCCCCCAGACAGUGUUCUUGGACAAGCAGCAGGCGAGCUUGGUGAUCUCCCGUCAGAAGAGGAACGUUGGAGGCAGUAACCCGGCUCAGCCUUCCAGCUUAGAGCAGGUUUGCAUGGAGAAAGUGUGCAACUAUGAGCAGGCCAGAGAGGUCUUCCAGGACUCGUAUCGUACGGAUAUUUUCUGGUCUGUCUACAUUGAUGGAGACCAGUGUGCAGAGAACCCCUGCAAGAAUGGAGCCAUGUGUUCAGACAGCGUUGGAGGCUAUGACUGCGUCUGUAAGUCGGGUUUCACAGGAGUCCACUGUGAAAAAGACGAGACUCUCUGCACGCUGGAAAAGGACAAGGGCUGCUCCCAGUUCUGUAAACCAGGCUACACGUCCUAUGAGUGCUCCUGUGCCCUCGGAUGGAAGCUGAGCCGCACAGACAGGAAUAAGUGCGAGCCCGCAGUCUCGUAUCCCUGUGGUAAAGUGAGCAGUCUGACUCAGUGGGAAAGCCGACUGUCCAGCAACACUCGCAGCAACUUUGAAGGACUUACCUGUAAUUUAUCCGAGUGUCCCUGGCAGGCUCUUCUGAAGAAUUCAGAUUCCACAGGUUUCUGUAGUGGCAUCAUUCUGAAGGAGAACCUGGUUUUGACUACAGCUCAGUGUGCCAGCAAAUACCGCUCCUUCAAGGUGACUGUCGGCACCCGCACCACCAACUCUGGUGUUGGAGGGGGCACGCUGUACGCAAAAAUAGUUCACAUUCACCCGCGCUACGUGGCAGAACGGUCGGAAAAUGACCUGGCUGUGAUUGAGCUCCAGGGCCGCAUCAGCUUUAGGCAGGACGUGAUUGCUGCCUGUGUGCCAGAAAAAGACUUUGCCGAAAGUGUCCUAAUGUCCGGAGACUUACCGGCCAUUGUCACUGGCUGGAAAGAAUCUGCUGCUCUAUCUGAUUUCCAGGGCCCGCUAACCCUUAACCAACUGGCGUACAACAGCCUGCCUCAGUGUGUGGACACUCACUCCAACCUGAUGACCAAUAAAAUGGGCUGCACCACUCCCCGCACCAACGCCGACUGCACCAUGAGCUCCGGCAGCCCCCUGCUCACCCUGUACAGGGAGGUGUUCUACCUCACUGGGGUGAUCAGUCGGCCCCAAGAGGCUGACUGCAGCAAAGGCUACGUCUUCCAGAAAGUGUCGCGCCACCUCGGAUGGCUGCGGUCUCUCAUGGGUUCACGUUAGAUGGGCUAGUCAGGGAGAGCAUGGAGGUUAUUAGUAAUGGAAAAAAUAUUAUAAUGCAGGUAAAUAUAAAUAAAUACUUUAAAACAGGGAAUCUGAUGAACAUUUUCAUGGAUCACCUGUAGCCCAAACUUUGUUUUGUCUUUGUGUCUUUUAAUAAUAUCCAUCUCCUGUAGGAAAACUAUACCAACCAUAUAGUCUCAUUUUAGGCUUCUGAUCCGUCUGCGUGGACUUCCUCAUUUAUCCACAUGGUGGCUCUCUGUUAACAUAAACAGAGAAGCACUUUCUGUAUGAAUCAACUAACCAGAUGGUGAAAAGCAGCAAGAAAUACAAUGGAUUAUUCAGCAUGUGUUUUGUGACGUCGACAUACCUUUUAUUAACCUUUCAUGUGAUGAUACUUUAAGCGACUACUGUACUGGCUGACAUGCACCUUGUAACACUCCAGGUAAUCACUGUUCUAUGAAUGUAAUAAACCCUACCAAAACA
Plectropomus leopardus (leopard coralgrouper) is the source of this 1988-nucleotide messenger RNA. RefSeq names its product protein Z, vitamin K-dependent plasma glycoprotein a (gene proza). Gene Ontology annotation, molecular function: serine-type endopeptidase activity; calcium ion binding. Gene Ontology annotation, biological process: proteolysis; blood coagulation. Gene Ontology annotation, cellular component: extracellular region. NCBI's taxonomy places the organism in Eukaryota, Metazoa, Chordata, Actinopteri, Perciformes, Serranidae. The record is from RefSeq and is a predicted model, not a curated record.